Triticum dicoccoides is the source of this 2093-nucleotide messenger RNA. Its product is annotated as aspartyl protease family protein At5g10770-like. Bases 113 to 1531 code for a protein of 472 amino acids. Gene Ontology annotation, biological process: proteolysis. Gene Ontology annotation, molecular function: aspartic-type endopeptidase activity. Lineage: Eukaryota; Viridiplantae; Streptophyta; Magnoliopsida; Poales; Poaceae. The record is from RefSeq and is a predicted model, not a curated record. The transcript is spliced from 2 exons.
AGCUUGGUGCUAUCUAUCCACCCACCCAUAGCCUGCACUGAGCCAGCCACCGCAAGGAGGAAGAAGAAGAGGGGGAGAGAGGGGGUGAGAAGAAGGUUUCAGUUCAGGCGAGAUGGCGCCGGCGCCGCUGCCCCUGCUCGUCGCCGCCUUCUCCCUGCUCUUCGCGGCGGCGACUCCGAUCAGGGACGUCGCCGACGCCUGCUCCUCGCAAGUGCAGGCUGCAGAUUUCGAGCACCUGAACAGCUCCGCCAUGCACCUCCCGCUGCACCACUCGCGGGGCCCCUGCUCGCCGGUGUCGGCCCCGUCGGACCUCCCCUUCUCAGCGGUGCUCACCCACGACGACUCCCGCAUCGCGUCCCUGGCCGCGCGCCUCGCCAAGGCGCCGUCGUCGUCGUCCUCGGCGCGCCCCACGGUCACGGUGGCCUCGCUCUACCGGGCGAACGACGAGGUCGACGGCGUCGCGGCCUCCCUGGCGUCCGUGCCGCUCACGCCGGGCACGUCGUACGGCGUGGGCAACUACGUGACCCGCAUGGGCCUGGGCACCCCGGCCAAGCCGUACAUCAUGGUGGUGGACACGGGGUCCUCCCUCACCUGGCUCCAGUGCUCCCCCUGCCGGGUGUCGUGCCACCGCCAGUCCGGCCCGGUGUUCGACCCCAAGACGUCCAGCUCCUACGCCGCCGUCUCCUGCUCCACGCCGCAGUGCAACGACCUCUCCACCGCCACGCUCAACCCGGCGGCCUGCUCCUCCUCCGACGUCUGCAUCUACCAGGCCAGCUACGGCGACAGCUCCUUCUCCGUGGGCUACCUCAGCAAGGACACCGUCUCCUUCGGCUCCAACAGCGUGCCCAACUUCUACUACGGGUGCGGGCAGGACAACGAGGGCCUCUUCGGCCGCUCCGCCGGCCUCAUGGGCCUGGCCCGCAACAAGCUCUCGCUGCUCUACCAGCUCGCGCCCACCCUCGGCUACUCCUUCUCCUACUGCCUCCCCUCCUCCUCCUCCUCCGGCUACCUCUCCAUCGGCUCCUACAACCCGGGCCAGUACUCCUACACGCCCAUGGUCUCCAGCACGCUCGACGACUCGCUCUACUUCAUCAAGCUCUCCGGAAUGACCGUCGCCGGCAAGCCGCUGGCCAUCUCCUCCUCCGAGUACUCCAGCCUGCCCACCAUCAUCGACUCCGGCACGGUCAUCACGCGCCUGCCCACCACCGUCUACGACGCCCUCAGCAAGGCGGUGGCGGGGGCCAUGAAGGGGACCAAGCGCGCCGACGCCUACUCCAUCCUCGACACGUGCUUCGUGGGCCAGGCCUCGAGCCUGCGCGUCCCGGCGGUCAGCAUGGCCUUCUCCGGCGGCGCGGCGCUCAAGCUGUCGGCGCAGAACCUGCUCAUCGACGUGGACAGCUCCACGACGUGCCUCGCCUUCGCGCCCGCCAGGAGCGCCGCCAUCAUCGGCAACACCCAGCAGCAGACGUUCAGCGUCGUCUACGACGUCAAGAGCAACAGGAUCGGCUUCGCCGCCGGCGGCUGCAGAUAAUUCCUUUGGAAGAAGGUGCACGCAAGCAGCGCAUGCAUGCGCGGAAUGGGUUUAAUUUAAUUUAAUUUGCUGCAUGCACGUUCACUUUCUCAACUCGUCAGUUCGACCGAUGUUGACGACUACACACCACAAGGUAGAUAAAAAGGAGGUACGUACUAGUAGUUGAUUAAGUGGUGUACAUGCAUGCAUGUUUAGUUAUCACAGCUUCGUUGUGUUACAUAAAAGGAGACACCGAGCACAAAACAUAUUACUGCUAUUUAUAGGAUUGAAGCUAUUUAUAUUGUUCAGACCAGAUAUUGAAAGUGGAAAAAGAAAUGCAUAACUUGAAUGCACGUAGCCAGAAUAUGUGAAAUACUUGUCUCAUGUAAAUUCUUUGGCAAUUACUGGUCAAAAUAAUGUACCACUUCGUAUAGCUAAGUUAAAGGGUGUGCCUUUGUUUCGAAUAUGGCCCUUAGAACUUCAAAAAUUGCUCCUGUUUGAGAACAUGUGAUUUGUAAAAUUGGAAACUGUACACUUUAUUGAUGUGAUCUUUGCAGAAUCAGAAUUGAUUUUAUAACAUUUC